This is a messenger RNA of Zootermopsis nevadensis, 6588 nucleotides long. It is a transcript of the gene twin, whose product is annotated as CCR4-NOT transcription complex subunit 6-like twin. Lineage: Eukaryota; Metazoa; Arthropoda; Insecta; Blattodea; Termopsidae. The record is from RefSeq and is a predicted model, not a curated record. Gene Ontology annotation, molecular function: 3'-5'-RNA exonuclease activity; protein binding.
AUUUUAUGAAUUAUUUUAAUGAACAGUAUUGGUGCUGAAAAUACAACAACGAAACGGAAUGAAAGAUCGCAUGAAGAGAAGGGGCUACAAGGGGGUGACAUGAGAAGUAGCCAUCUGUCCUCAAUAAAAUUUAUGUUUCUUUGCAUUUUAAUACAACUUUAUGAUCCAAAACAAACUAUGAAUCAUAUUAAGAUUGUUUAAUUCGAAAUUAGUGACCUUGUUCAUUCAUGUAAUAGAGGAUAUAUUCAUUUUGUGCUAAGCCUAUGCUUUUGUACCAGGUUUUAGCAUGUCACGCAAUCACAAGGAUAAGUAUGAAAAUACCAACCCGCGUCGCGCUCACACCAUCAUGUCAAGUGAGGAUGCAGCUGCUGGAAAGAAAUCUCAUUGGCCGGAAUUGGAGAUAACAGGGACUAUUAGAAACUUAAGCCCAAAUUUGUGGCAUCUUACACACCUGACAUCGUUGUACCUGAAUGACAACUGCCUUUCACGAAUCCCGCCGGACAUCUCGAGACUGGUCAACUUACGUACCCUUGACUUGUCCAGUAACAAGCUGCGUAGCCUGCCAGCUGAACUCGGAGAACUCAUCUACCUCAGGGAACUCCAUUUGAACAACAACCAUCUUCGGGUUCUCCCAUACGAAUUGGGAAAGUUAUUCCAGCUUCAUAUAUUGGGUCUGCAGGGAAAUCCACUUACCAAGGAGAUUCUUACAUUGUACGGUGAACCCAACGGAACCCACAAACUCCUCACUUAUAUGCUGGACAACUUGCAAGUGACAGCAUCAAAUCCUCCACAGCGGCCAUGGAUUCCACUCACCCGGCCGAAUAGGACGAGACCUACGUGUAUAUUCACGGUGAUGUGUUACAACGUUCUGUGCGAUAAGUACGCUACCCGGCAGAUGUACGGAUAUUGUCCCAGUUGGGCCCUUGAGUGGGAAUACAGGAAAAAGGGUAUUUUGGACGAAAUCCGUCAUUAUGCUGCGGAUAUAAUCAGUCUCCAGGAAGUGGAAACGAGUCAAUUCUAUAAUUUUUUUCUGCCAGAGUUAAAGAGGGUCGGCUAUGAUGGUAUUUUUUCCCCGAAGUCCCGGGCCAAAACAAUGGCGGAGAACGAAAGGAAGUUUGUCGACGGAUGCGCUAUCUUCUACAGCACGGCGAAAUUCUCACUUAUCAAGGAACAUCUGGUAGAAUUCAACCAACUGGCGAUGGCAAAUGCCGAAGGUUCAGAUAACAUGUUGAAUAGAGUUAUGCCAAAGGACAACAUCGGGCUUGCAGCACUGCUUAAAACCAAAGAGGCGGCCUGGGACAACGGACUUCCACCAGACGUGAGCCAAGUUCACCAGCCCAUCUUGGUCUGUACUGCUCAUAUUCAUUGGGAUCCGGAGUUCUGUGAUGUCAAGUUAAUCCAGACCAUGAUGUUGUCCAAUGAGUUGCGUAGUAUUUUAGAAGAGGCGAGUCACAGUUUUCGUCCAGGGCACAAACCCGACACAAAUAAUAUCCAGUUAUUGUUAUGUGGAGAUUUCAACUCAUUACCUGAUUCAGGAGUGAUUGAAUUCCUGACUUCGGGGCGCGUACCUGCAGACCACAAAGACUUCAAGUCCCUUGCCUAUAAGUCUUGCCUGCAAAAGAUCUCAGGCUGUGACAAACCAAAUGAGUUCACACAUUCCUUCAAGCUGGCAUCAGCAUACAGUGAAGACAUUAUGCCGUUCACCAACUACACGUUUGAUUUUAAGGGUAUUAUAGAUUAUAUCUUCUACUCGAAACAGAGCAUGACUCCUUUGGGUUUGCUUGGACCGUUAGCUACUGAAUGGCUUAGGGAGAACAAAGUGGUAGGAUGUCCGCAUCCACAUGUUCCAUCAGAUCAUUUUCCUCUUCUGGUAGAAUUGGAAAUGACGCCCACAGUGCCUGCUUCUUCCAAUGGACUGAUCCCACGAAGGUAGCAGCAGGGGAGGGUGCUCCAAGGUAGCACUGGAAACAGAAAGCACGCUCGCAACCCCAGAGACUGAGUGAGCAGCAGUCAUGCUCAUUGAGGCAGCUUUAACUUCAUCAAUCAACCUUUGACAGGCUGCAUUCAGAAAACUUCUGUUUUUGACAUAGAUUCUUUAAUUUAAGUGGUCUAAAAGUGUACAAAGUAGUUUUGAUUUAUGUUGUAUACCAGUAAAGUGGCAUAUUGUUAUAUUUUGUAUUGCUUCUUCCUCUCUUCAGCAGUUCCAUAGUUUUAGGCAAAGAAACAAUAUCUGUUUGCUGUAGAAUGUGAUGUACUGGCGGCUUUGGAACAGUAGAAAAAUAUGACUUUGUUUACAAUUUUGGGUCAUGUUUGUUAUCAAGGAUGCUCUCCACUUUGCUUACAGGUAAUGUACACUAUGUCUUCAAUUAAACAGUGAUAUGACAGUUUGUAUUUAUUAAGGCUGAAAAAACUUCUAGUGAAUCUCUGAUCACAACCUUAAUUGAAUCUUGUUAAUAAAUUGCAGUUUCUGAAUCCACACAGCCUUAUUCAUCCAUCAUCGAAAAUCAGUGUUAAGUGACACAGCAUAAUGUGAUGGACAGUUUUUUAAACAAAAGUAAUGUAUUUAAGUAUAUAAUUAUAUUAUUAAUUGAACUUCUGGGUGAUUGAUGCUGUGUAUGAAAUUUUGGUGAAAGGAUGAAAGUAUAAACAAGAUCAUUAUCACUUUGAACCUAUGUUGCUCAUUAUAAAUGGUAUCAAUGAAGAUAUUGAAUUUAAAAAUGUAAGAUGUAGAGAAGUAUCAAAUUUAUAUACUUAGAUGUGUAAAAGGAGCCUGAAAUGUGUGAAGUACGUAAAAUGUUGAUUAUAGUUUUGCACUUUGCCAAUAGCAAUAUUGAAACAGUGUGAUGACGUAGAUGUCCAAAAUUUAGGUGAUCAACUUCUGUAAAUGAACCCUAUAUCAUACAUUGGUCAUUUGAGCUUAUGUACACCACCAUUCAGUUGAACUUGGUUAGAGGAGUACUGGCAGUAAUUAGAUAUAAUUUUAAAACAAUACAUCUCUCACAGAAUAAAGCAUUCUCCAUGAGCAGUGCAGUUUUUUGGCAUUCUUACUUAUUGUUAUGAGUUAUACUUUUUGUCCAUUACGAAUAAUUUACAAAAAUUUAUUUCGUUAACAUUUGUUCUGUUAUCGAAGACUGAUUUAUAUAUCAUUUUGUUGCCAUGUAUUUUUUCUUCAGCUCUAUUUAGAUAGUUCCUUCUGCCUAUGUUAACAAGCAUGUUCAUGAUCAAAUUAUGCAUUUAAGGGAUGCAAAUGUAAGUUUUAUAUCAUAAUAUAAUGUAUUUAAAACUUACAGUUCAACUAUCUGUAGGGGAUGCCUUGAAAGUAGCCAAUUUGCAGUGAUCAGUUUCACCUGGUUCCUUGUUUCCACAUGACUGUUGUCAACCAAAAUAAUUUGUUUAUCUUCAAGACUUUUCAUAUCUUCAACCUAUAUUUCUGUAUUUAGUUUUGACAGUUCAUUUUUGGUACGAUUUCUGAAAUGUGUUUUAUGGCUUUUCAUUUUUGAACGAAAGUCAGUUGAAAUAACAUUUUAAAGUCUACAUAGAUGCCAUUUAUUUUAAAAUUCUUCAAUUUUUUUUCCAUUAUAAUCACAGGAAGUGUUACAUAUUAGUUGAUACAUAUCCAGAACUUUGUUUCCAUACAUGACAAAAAUAUGCUUGUCUGAAAUAAUAUGGAAACUGGGUGAAAACUGAUUUUCAGGUCUUUUAGUAUUUCAGACUGCUUCUCUGUUGGUAUCUUGCUGGAGGUGGUAUCCUUCAUAUUUUUAAAAACACAUUUCUUACUUUUACUAGAUUUCUUGUGGAUGAAUGACGCAUGUCACCCCUUGAUUUGUUAAGAUAAGGAAUAACUGCACAGUUUAUUAUUAAAGUAAUUAUAUCUGUUAUGACCAUGGUCAUGGAUGAAAUCUUUUGGAAGGUUUUUCAACUUUGCUUCAGGAUUGACAUUCUGACUAGCUAUAUCAUUUGCUGACAUUGUCUUUUUUUUAAUAUAAGGCGUAAAGAAGUUUACUGACAUUUCUAUAAUCCUAAUGUAGUACAAUAGUUUUCUUAUGUUUUCCAAACUCUCUCUGUAUAGUUGUAAAUUUGUGUUUCCAAGAAUUAUAGAAAUAGGUAGAUGUGAAAGAAUCACCAACAUUGUACUCUAACAUAAAGUGGGGUGAAAAUUCAGUGCAUUAAUUUAGAUUUGAAUAAUGAAUUGGUUUACACUGCCAUUGAUAUAUGACAACAAACAGGAAGAGCCAGUUUGAAGCACAUUUUCAAAUGCACCAUGAUGCAUUACUAUUAUUAUCACCACCACUACCCUCAUCAUCAGUACUACACUAUUACUAUUGCAUUAUGUCUAAUUUCAGUGAUUUUUCUGUGCAAUAUUGUGCUGGCCCUGUUGCAGGUCUCUUUCACAGUUGCUGGUAUAGCAUGCACACUGAUAAUUUUCCUUUGCCCUACAGUUUUUCAUUAUCUGGAUACAUAGUCAUGUGACUCAUAGGCAAAUAUAUCAUAUUAUCACACUGUUUUGACAUAGUGGUCUUUGUCUUUUGCACUAAAAAAUUAUGAUUUCCCACUCAUUAAAUUAUUUAUAUUCCAUUGCACAAAUUUAUUCAAGUACAGACUUAAAUGAGGGAGAUUUAUGUAUGAGAAAAGUUGUGUGAAAAAAUUAACCCCAGUCUGUUUCUUAUAUCAGAUCAUAAAUUGUAAUUUGUUCAUUACUAGGCAUUUCACUGUUAUACAUGUCCAUAAUUUUUCUUAAAAUAUAAAUUGUUCUAAAAUCUAUAAAGUGAAGCUUUCGCAGUGACUGAAGUUGAAAGACUCUCGGGUUGCAAGCUAUGUCAGGUGGCUGAAUGGUGAAUAAACCAUAUCUUAUGCCAAUGUUUUAAGAACAAUCUCUGCUCUUAUCCUCAGGGCUGUUGGGUAACCAGUCAGUUCCUUUGUUGAGUGCUCACUGAUGGGAAACAGAGAUUGUUCUCGAAAUGUUGGCAGAAGAUAUGGUUUAUUCACCAUUCAGCCACCUGACAUGGCUUGUAACCCGAGAGUGUUCUAAAAUGUUUUACAAUGUUAUUUGAUUUUCAGUGAACUGUGGUCUGUAAACCAUUCUUAUUAGGAAAUACACAACAUUAUUAUUAUUAUUAUCUAGUGUUCUGUCUGACGACAGGUCCAUUCUUCUGCCCAAAAAUAGUUCACCAGUUUUUCCAAUUCUCAGCUUCUCGGUUUAAUUCCUGAAAUUUUGCAUAUACUUAAUUAAAUGUUAAUUAAUUAUUUUGACUUGAAACAUUUGUCUGCUGAAGGGCAGAACUAUUAAUAUUUGUGUACAGUACUUAUUAGUCAUAUAUAAAAAUUGUAUUAAUAUUCCAUAGACCCAGUUAUGUCUUCAGAUGAGUGAGAAAAUAUAAUAUGAGAGUGAAAUAAAUUCCUGUUAUAAAUUUUUUUACUUAUAGAUGCAAAAUUAAAUACGAAUGUUAUGUAAGAGCACUUUGUGAAUUAAAUUCAUAGGCAUGUGUUUAUUCAAAAGUAAGAGUUAUGUUUGUUAGCCAUUUAACAAGUGCUCAGGUCAACUGGUCUUUCUUUAGUUUAUAUUAUGUUACCUCACAGAUAAUUUUAAUUUGAUUUUAGAAUCCUGCAUCAGGUUCCCCCUGAUGGCUUACACAUGUGAUGGUAACUGGAAAGCAGUGGAAUGUAUAGUAGGAUUUGAGGCUCUCAUGGCCGCAGAUGUGAAUAUGGCUGUCUUCUGGGUUGUACUGCCAUGUAGUCUGGUAAACGUAUAUGGUCAUUCUUAAGGUCCUCCAUCAUCAGGACAUUGAUAUACCUCCGUAACAUUGGUAAACUUACACCAGACUAAAUGGCUCUGUAUCGCUGAAGACGGCCAUCUUCAAUAAAAUCCAUACUUCAGAAGUAUUCACAGCCUUUGGCCGUUGUGGAUGUUGGUGUUAUUUCAUGUUUACGUACUAGUCUCUUGGUUGAUAUUACCUCAUUGUGGUAGAAUUUGUGCAAUUAAUGACUAAUUUUGAAUUCAUUUGGAAAGUUGUAAUAUAGUCAUAUGUAUGGCUUUUUAUUUAUGAAUAUUUUGAGACUAUGAAAAGUGUGAUUAUGCAUCCAGUUUUCUUUAAUAUGGUACCAGUAACAGAUUCAUGUCAGGUACUGCAGGCAAGGUAGUUAAGGGCUUAAAAAUUGAACUUGCAGAAAGAGUAUACCAAUAUUCAUAUUUGAUUUGAUCUCGGUGGUUUAGAAACAGUGAGAACAAUUGUAAUGUAGUGUUGAAUUCCGUAAGGUAAAUACGGUGGUGAUGCCUGCCAUUUUUCCAAAUACACACUAAUACAAUGACAGAUUAUCUAUAACACAGCAGUAGUGGGUUCUCUGCUAUGUCUGAUCUUGUCUACUCUGUAAACUGAUUUCAUAAUAAGCUCAUUGUAGUUUGUGUUGUGUAGGAUUUGUAGUUUUCUCAUAGGAGGAGGAAUAAAUUGGAAGGGAACUGUUACAAUUUGUGUGCGCGCGCGAGUGUAUGUGAUUUUCUGAGCAAAGAUGUGUUAUGUAUGAGAUGGUGAACAUGAAUUGUGGUUAAUAUACACUUCGGCUUUUUUGGUCCGAGCUGCUUAUUUACCAUAA